Molecule: messenger RNA, 1494 nt
Organism: Salvelinus sp. IW2-2015
Lineage: Eukaryota; Metazoa; Chordata; Actinopteri; Salmoniformes; Salmonidae
Exons: 14
Coding region: 69-1370 (433 amino acids)
Source: RefSeq, a predicted model, not a curated record
CCAAAACAUAACAUUGGAGUUUUUGUAGGCUACCAGCAGCAGGCAAGGUAAACAAAGAGCCUGUGAAUAUGGAUGGUUGUGUGGUCCGUCUCCACACAGUGAAAUUCAAGCCCAAAAUAGAUGGCAGCAGAGGUGACUUUACUGCACAGCCCAUCAAAGUUCACUUCUACGAGCUGCUGGGAAUCAGUGAUGCCAAUGAGCUCGUUCCACAGGUAGAAAAUAAGGAUAUCCUGAGUUCAGUGGUUGCUCUGUUUGAUGUGUCUCUCCCUGAUGUUGGCCCUCGAGAUGUCCAUGACACGGUACACAGCCAUGGAACGCACACUAUUAUCCUGCUCAGGCAACCCUCAGAUGUUUUAGAAGAGUACAGUAGCAGACCACUGCCCAGUCCUCGACGGGAACCGGUGAGGUCCCUUGUCCCUGCAGUGGUAAAUGGGGAUAGAGAAUCAGAGGGACGAUACCUCCAAGUGUUCAGCGAAUCAGAAGACAGUUCAGAUGACAGCUCUGAUGAGCAUGAAGAUGGCGAGGGCACAGAGCCCAGGUCUGCGUGGGAGACCUUCUGUAUGGGGCUGGAGGAGUUCCUGGCCAGGGCACGGGAGCGGAGGGCACAGAGAGAGACUCUAGUAGAAGACCAGCCACUCCUGCCCACAGCUGUGGGAGCGGAGUCACUCAUCAUAGGGGCUGCAGCGUACGAGUUAAAGACAUUGUCAACAGGAGAGAAGGUGCUACAGUUAUCUCUGAUGGCUACCAGGAAGCGCUAUCGGAACUGUGGAGUGGGUCGCUACAUCAUAGAGCUGCUGAAGACCCAAUCAGUGUGUGGGGCCUAUGAUGCAUUCCUCGCUCACGCUGACACUCACGCGGUGAACUUCUUCUCACGCUGUGGCCUCACUGAUGACGCCCUGCUCAACGACAAGUUCAGAGAAGUGAGGGAUGAGUGGACCAACACCACCCUAAUGAGUUAUCUACCUCCCUUCACCACAGAGUCAGAGAGCCGUAACCCUGGGUUUUCCUUGAUGCUGCCGGAGCUCAAGCUGGAGGUGGAGAUGGCGAGGACAAAGGCCCUGGCAGCCUAUCAGCAGCAGGCCGUGUGUGUGACAAGGCUAGUCAGAGAGGUCAAGACACUCAGAGAACAGCUGGAGUUACAGAGGAGAGAUGUGGACAACCUGAACAAUGAACUGGACAAGGAGAGAGAGCGACGGCACAGAGUAGAGCAGCAGUUCUUGGAGUACAAACUAAGGAAGACACGACAGCUCCUAGAGAGGCAGGUGAUUUACGACUCAGAUGAUCCCAACCAGAAUGACCCGGAAUCUCCCAGUGAACCCAUCAUCUCCCCUGCCAGUCCUUUGGACCUGUCGCUAGAUGCAGAGAUGUAGGAGAGAGGCUGAAAAUGAAAUCAAGCUGAAAAAGAUUCCGGGAACAAGAGCACUAUUAUGGAUACAACAAGACUACACUGAGAGAACAUAUCAUCUGUGUGUGUGUGUUACAUGUCUACCUUAG